This is a messenger RNA of Ananas comosus (pineapple), 1569 nucleotides long. RefSeq names its product transcription factor bHLH68-like. Gene Ontology annotation, cellular component: nucleus. NCBI's taxonomy places the organism in Eukaryota, Viridiplantae, Streptophyta, Magnoliopsida, Poales, Bromeliaceae. The record is from RefSeq and is a predicted model, not a curated record. The transcript is spliced from 6 exons. Gene Ontology annotation, molecular function: RNA polymerase II cis-regulatory region sequence-specific DNA binding; DNA-binding transcription factor activity, RNA polymerase II-specific. Gene Ontology annotation, biological process: regulation of transcription by RNA polymerase II. The coding region runs from base 291 to 1196 and encodes 301 amino acids.
AAGAGUGGAGAAAAGGAAAGCUAAUUAGAAAGAUAAUAAAUAAUGGAGGGGGGGAGGGGAAAGGAAGAAAAAUAAAAAGAGAAGACUCAACCCCAUGUAUUCAGAUUCCUCUUGAGUACAUGUCUUGUGUAUGCUUUCUUCUGCAAAAAAACUUCUUAACCUUUGGAGCAAAAGAGGAAAAGCUCCAAAGAUUGACUUGAGAGAGUGCAAGGGAAAAGGAGUAAGGAGAGGAGAAGGGGUGAUAAGAGUAAAAUAGAGCUAGCUAGAAAGCUACAAGUGUUUCAACAGUAAUGAAUAGAGGAGUGCUUGAGAGCUCCCUGGUGCAACAAAUGAUGGGGGAGAGCCCUACUUUGUGGAAUAUGAAUAAUAUGAAGGCUCCUUGUCCUCAACACACCUCUCCUCUCCUACCCUCCUUACUAUCUUCAUCAUCAUCAUCUUCUUCUUCUUCUUCUUACUACAACCCACUACCCUCUAAUUUUCCUAUGACCUCUUUGCAUGAUCACAACCAAGAGAUGCCUGAGUCAUGGAGCCAACUCUUGAUGGGUGGGCUUGUUGGAGAAAAUGAUCAUCAAAGAUAUAGCUCCAGUGCUCCUUUCCAAGCCAGACAUAUAGAGAAUUGGGGGAAUCAAAUGAUAGCAUACCCAACAGGAGUAAAGCAAGAGAGAUCAUGUGAGAGUGGUUAUGUUUAUGGCCCUGGGAAUGAGGAGAUCAUUCAUGCAUCAGAGUCUCAGUGGGGUCAUAUGCUACAAGCUUCCUCUCCAAAGUCAUGUGUUACAACCAUCUUCAGCAGCAACAUGUUGGACUUCUCAAACAGCAAGGGAGAAAGAAAGCAUCACCAACCAGAUAAUUCAUCUGAGUGCAACAGCACAGCAACAGGUUCAGCUCUCAAGAAAGCUAGGGUUGUAGGUUCUUCAUCAGCACAAUCUUCUUUCCAGGUGAGGAAGGAGAAGCUAGGGGAUAGAAUAACUGCACUUCACCAGCUAGUUUCCCCAUUUGGAAAGGUUCUGAGCACCCCGUACGUGGGCAGUGGAUCAGGGAACACCAAACAGCCUGUCCUGCAGGGUGAAAAUGUUACUGAGGCAAAGGACCUGAGGAGUAGAGGGCUAUGCCUAGUUCCAGUCUCCUGCACUUUGCACGUCGGAAGCGACAACGGCGCCGACUACUGGGCUCCGGCUUUUGGCAACGGUUACCGAUAAGCACUCGAUCGAGGCUUUUCGCGGCAUAUGCAUGCUUAGAGGUUUUAUGAUGGACAUAACAUCAGGAGCAGUCACCCUGCAAACAAAACCUAAAAGGGUGAUUCCUCUUGAUGCUAUGCAAUUUACCAUAUUUUGGGAUAGCUUGUGUAUAAGGUUUAAGGUGAUAAAAAGUUAACUGCAGCUAGGGCAAGCAGGUACCUUAAAUUUAUACAUGUAGUAUGGGAAGUUAUAUAUAUAUGCUUCUGAGUAACACCUCUUUUUUGGGGCAUAUAAUGUUUAUGAUGCAUAUGAAAGUGUAAUAGAGGGUGUAACUCAUGUAUAACUUAGAUGUAAUGUAACACUUAGAAGCUAUAUAUGUGUUACUUUAUGGUAA